AGAGCUGAGCAGAGCACCCGCUCUUCUUCUAAUAUAAACGGCUUGACUUCCGUUCUAGCGGGGCCGUAGUUGCAUUGCGGUCGCAGGCUUGCAGCUAGGGAGAGAGCGAGUGAGUGGUGAGGCGAAGGAAAUGGAGGCGGCGGGAGAGGGGAGGAAGCUCCAUCACCACGCCGGCGGCGGCAGGGCGCAGAUGGAGGCGAGCCCGGAGCGCGGCAGGCCGGCGUACGCGUCGGCGGUGACGGCGAGGUCCGCGCCGGCGAGGCCCAUGAGGCGGGUGCAGAUCAUCUACUACCUCUGCCGCAGCGGCCAGCUCGAGCACCCGCACUUCAUGGAGCUCGCGCAGUUUCCCCACCAGCCGCUCCGCCUCAAAGAUGUGAUGGACAAGCUGACGCUGCUGAGGGGGAAAGGCAUGCCCGCUCUCUUCUCAUGGUCUUGCAAGAGGAACUACAAGAACGGCUACGUGUGGAACGACCUCUCGGAGAGCGACGUGAUAUAUCCGUCCGACGGCGUGGAGUACGUCCUCAAGGGCUCCGAGAUCUUCCCCGGCUGUUCUUCCGCCGUUGCAGGGGAGCGGUUCCAGCACCUCCGCGUGACGGACAGGUCGCCGACCAAGCCCCCGCUGGCCCUCCCGCACAGCCACAAGCAGUACGUGGACGCCUACCGGGACGACGCCGGCGAGGACCCCGAGGACGACGAGCUCGGGUACCCGUACCACCGGCGUGCCGCCGCGGCUAGGCUGGGCGGGCCGAACAAGCCCGUCUCGGCCCGCACCAACCGUGGCCACCCCGUGGAGCUGCCCGUCGAGGAGACCUCGCCGCCGUCCUCGACGUCCUCCGACAAGCCGCCGCCGCCGCAGCAGGCGGGCCGCUGCGACGAGGCCGAGCCGAACAGGACCGGGUCGAUGCUCCUGCAGCUCAUCGCGUGCGGGGCGGUCACCGCCGGUCCGGCCAAGUGCGGCGGCCGGGCCGAUCCGAGGCGGAGCUGCGGCCUGGUGAGCCGGCUGUCGUCCCGCGCCGGCGCGGAGGACGACGACGAGGAGGAGGCGGCGGGCGGCGAGCUGAGCCGGCGGUUCGGCCGCAUGGGGGCGGAGGAGAAGGAGUACUUCAGCGGCAGCAUCAUCGUGGACAGCGGCGGCAGGGGCACCCCGCUGCCUGCUUCCUCGCUCAAACGCUCCAACUCGUACACCGAGGAGAGGGGCUCGAGGCUUGGCGCGGGGGUGAUCGGCGAGGGGACGGCGGAUGGGCGCAUCGGAGGGGAGGAGGGGAUGAUGAGGGGAAGGUGCAUCCCGGGCAGGAAGAGGCAGCCGCAGCACCAGAAAUAGGCCGGCGCCUCGGCUUAGCUAUCUAGAUUAAUCUCUGCUUCUGACAGAGCAUGUAGUAAUAGUUCCAGUAGCAGGAGUGUUUAGCAUCUCUACUUGUGUGUUGUGGACCAUGGGUUAGCAUUGAGAGCUAGGCUUAGCAUCUAGUUCGAUGUUGGACAAGCCAGCACGCAUGGCACUUAAUUUUGGAUCCUAUGUCUAUGUGAACGGUGAGAGUCGGUACUACUGUAUCCAUACGGACCGGUAGCAAUGCAAGUAAUCGACUGAUCAUGCC
This is a messenger RNA of Triticum dicoccoides, 1592 nucleotides long. RefSeq names its product protein UPSTREAM OF FLC-like. Lineage: Eukaryota; Viridiplantae; Streptophyta; Magnoliopsida; Poales; Poaceae. The coding region runs from base 131 to 1321 and encodes 396 amino acids. The record is from RefSeq and is a predicted model, not a curated record. The transcript is spliced from 5 exons.